Messenger RNA from Fopius arisanus, 3710 nucleotides. RefSeq names its product Protein cueball (gene cue). NCBI's taxonomy places the organism in Eukaryota, Metazoa, Arthropoda, Insecta, Hymenoptera, Braconidae. The coding region runs from base 129 to 1931 and encodes 600 amino acids. Gene Ontology annotation, biological process: canonical Wnt signaling pathway. The transcript has 4 exons. Gene Ontology annotation, molecular function: Wnt receptor activity; Wnt-protein binding. The record is from RefSeq and is a predicted model, not a curated record.
CCGUUCGUCCGUGUGUGCGCACAGAUCUCUGAAAAUUCACUCCGUUAAAACCUCAAAAAAAAAAAAAAAAUCGAUUCCCAAAAAAUAAAAAAAAUAUCCCCAAUGCUCAUCAUCAAUAAAUCAUAAAAAUGGAACUGUGUUAUCCCCGAAUUACCCGGAUUUUCUUGAUCCUGUCAAUUUUCGGAGUGCUGAGAGCACAUGCCAGAACGUGGGAUCUAGCAGUGACGAUCGGUCGGGAGGUGAAUUUUUUUUCCUCCAACGGCACCCUGACAGGUCGACUGCUGAAUCCCGCCGCAGUUUCUCUAUCAGCAAUAGCCUACGAUCCGGAGUCCCACGAGAUGUACCUGGGGGACAUCCGAAACCGAAAUACCUCGAUCUUCUCAAAAAAUCUACAGGAAGAGACUAAAAUCUGGAGUCCACUUCUUCCAAACGUCAACUUCACGAAUAUAAUUGGAAUGGUUUACGACCCAGUGACCUCAUCCCUCUUCUACAUAGACUCGAUUCUCUCCUCGAUCCUCCGACUGAGAUUAACGAGUAAUAAAUCGACCAGGGACUUCAGCGAGAGCUCGUCCCCACCAGAAGUGAUCAUCGAUCUGGCAGAUAAGAGUCCCAGGAGUAUCACCCUGGACCUCUGCACAAGGACCCUCUACUGGACGAACAGCAAUCGCUCCUCACCAUCGAUAGAGUCCUCCGACCUCUCAGGAACCUCCAGGAAAACCAUAAUAAAUUCCAAUCUUUACGAUCCCCUGGCAGUGGCUGUGGACCACACAUCAGGAAAGCUUUACUGGCUCGACGACGAGGAGGGUAUCACCUACAAGGUAGAGAGAAGUAAUCUGGAUGGAACGCAGAGGGAACUUCUAGCUCACGGCAAACACCAGCAGCCAGUGCACCUCACCAUCGACGAGGAGUUUAUCUACUGGACUGACUGGGUCCACUCAGCCAUCUGGAGACUCAGCAAGACACCAUCACCUGGACGAGAACCUGAGGAAUGGAAGUCCUUUCUGGAGACGAAUCGAGACGCCGAUCCCAGAAGUCUAGUGGCCAGAGACAACCUGGGGCACGUAGAUUGCGUCGUCGUCGAGAGAAUGAGAGAAUCCAAGAGUGAGGCCAACUCUGAGGUCUACGAGGGUCUCAUAACCAGCACUGAGGACCUGGGGGAGGACAAAAAAGUGGAGAUCGUUUGCUUGAAUGGGGGACACCGCCAGGGUAACAGGUGCUCCUGUCAGAAGGGAUAUGAUGGCGUCCAAUGCGAAACUUCUGUCUGCCAUAAUUUCUGCGUCAGGGGAGAGUGCGAGGUGCAUGAGGGCAUACCCAGGUGCAGGUGCUCCUCCAGGUUCCGGGGGAGGAGGUGCGAGCAAGAUGUAUGUGUAGGAUUCUGCCUGAAUGGAGGAGAGUGCGAGAUCCAGGGUGGAGAACCUGUCUGCAGGUGUCAGGAUGCCACUGGAGUGAGGUGCCAGGAGAGGAUCGGAGGGGAUGGUAUCUGUGGACUCCUCUGCACAACCGGACUCCAGGAGUUCGGAGAUCUUGAUCGAAUCAUCUGCAGAUGUCUGGAGAGAAAUGUAACCGAAAAUUCACAAUGCAGCAUGUACAUAUACGGCGUACAGAACAAAACUCUAGUGAUAAUAUUGUCAGUGAUAAUUACUGUACUUACAACAUCAAUAAUUGUACUUAGCUAUUUCGUAAACAAAUUGCGACGAAGACCGAGAAUCAAGAAGCGUUUCGUCGUUAGCAAAAAUGGCAUAACUCCACUGACAUCUAGACCGCAAUUGCCAGGGAAUCAGUGUGAAAUUAUGAUUGAGGAUUGCUGCAACAUGAAUAUCUGUGAAACGCCCUGCUUUGAGCCAAAUCGUCGAAAUCCAGAGCCAAUAUGCAACAAAAAAGAGGAGAAAAAUUCUCUUCUGCUGGAUAUGGAAGGCAACAACUCGUGCUAGCAUCCAAUUCAUAAGAAUUCACAACUAUUCAUUCUCAUCAGGACAAUUUCGCUGUUACGAGACUGUUUAAUAUCUCACUUGUCUGCUAACUGAGUGGGUAAAUCAUGGAGAAAACAUUUAGUAUUAUUGUUAAGUUUGACAAUGACGAGAAAACGUCGCCAAAGGAAUAUUCUUGUUUUAAUUAACAAGAUUAUACUGAGAAAUACGAGGGACUACCAACGAACAAUCAUUCAUUUUACUCAUCAAUUCAAUUAUUUUGUUUUUAUAAGCCCAGAGAAGUUGUGAUCUGGUGCUGAUUUUUAGUUACCAAAGAGUAGAGAAAUGAUUCUGUUAUCAUUUAUUAUUAAUCAGUUGUUCAUUUAUCAUUGAUUUUAUUUAAUGGUCACUUCCACUGGAGAUUUAAUUAGAAUAAUUCAGCAGAAUGUUCGAGUUCAACAUAUCAUGACAUUUAUUACUGCCUACGUGUCCAAAGCUUCUGAGCCAAUGCCGGAAUAGGAAUUCAGAGCACAAAUUAAAAUGUUGAGAGGAACAAUACGAUUGAGGGAGGAAUUUAUUUUUUUUAAGUGGACAGUUGAGUUCAUUUACAAAAUAUCUCCGAAACUAAGGGAGAUUGUGAAAUUCUCGUAGGAAUCUUUUUUGGAGAGAUCAUUAAGAGCUGUAAAAAAGAUCAUUACAAAAAUUUUGCUAUCUCCCGUAGUUGCGGAGGUAUGAUCAUUAAUUUAUUUGAAUCAUAAAAAAUCGAAUGGAUAUCCACAGUUCGCUAGACUAAUGAAAAUCUCGAGAUCUAAGGAAGAUAGCGAAAGGUUUGUUAUCACCUUUUUUGUAGAGCUGAUUGAAUCCUACAAAAGAGGUGAUAAUGAAAAUUUCUCUGUCUCCCGUAUUUUUGAAGAUAUUGCCAGAAAACUCAGAGGAGUUCAAUUCGAGUUAUUUCGUUUUAUCGGUUAAUCAAGUUCGUCAUGCUGAAAUAAAAAUCUCCCUCGAUGCAGAACCCGAUACCGCAAACUGCCUGAUCACACUAUUUAAUGUCUUCAAACCAGUAAAUUGUUAACGUCGGCAGUAGCCGAGAACAAUGAUGAAGUAAAUCGUGACCUCAGCAUAAAAUAGUCGGCGGUUAGUGAGUACUAGCCAUUCCACGUGUAGAAAUCAUAUACGCUGAUACCUAAGGCUGAACCCAAGCGGUUUAUCUACAUAAAUGUAAAUAAAUACACAUAUGAAUAAUUAACUAACAAAACAAAACCACCAGCGCAGUAAAGAUUAAUUAAUAAUCAAAUCGCGUGGUGCAACGUGAAAACACUGAAUCUCUCAAAAUGAUCAUAAAUUAUAAUUUUUAUUCAAAUUUAGAAUGGGAGAUGAAUCGAUGAAGAAUCGAAAUAAUUUUCAUUAUUUAAAUUUUAGUUUAUAUUUUUUUUUCUGUGGUUCAUCCCUAAAUGAAGAGAAUAAUUUAAAAUUGAUUUCUAAUUCGAGAAAUUGUUUUAGUGUAUAAUUUAUCAGGAGUUGAAUCUGGAUUUUUGUUUUUUAAAUCAAUUUUUAGUGUUUAUUUAAAGAAUAUUCACAGGAGUUGUAUUUUUUUUUUUUUUUUGAGUGAAAUGUAGAAUUGUGGGGGAAAUUUUAGGGCUAUUUAUGGCUACAGAACCAACAAAUGCCUUACUGGGGUUUGUAAAUAAUAAAUUCUAGGCUUUCAGUAAGUGAGAUCAAUACUUAGGCAAUUGGUAACUUAAUCCAUUCAUCAGAACAAUCAUUUUCUGUCCAUUGAAAUAAAUUGAGGGGGAGCUCGAGGUU